CAUUCAGACAAAGCACACGAUAAUCGUGCCGUGCUCUAGCUUUUGGAACAACUAGCUCGCCUCGGAAAGCGUGCCGAGGAUGUUAAUUACCGGGUGAAUUAGUCAAUCAAUGUCAAGGGAGGGGGGCAUUUUGUCGUCUGAUGGGACCUCAAGCAGUCGCUCACCGUUGGCCCGUUGCCGCGCCACUUGUGUUUGUUGAGCUUGCAGUUGCACCUGCACACUUGCUCUCUCCUCACACUCAGCUCUGCACCGCGACCGCUCCGCUCGCCACGCCACGCCACGGUCUCGUGAGGCCGGCGCCCGGAGCCAGCGGGCCAUGUUCACCGACGGCAUGUCGAGGCUGGCGGUGGCGGUGAGCGUCACGGUGGCGUUCAGCCUGGCCAUCUUCCUCACCAUCCUAGUGCUCCUCCUCGCGGACCUCAUCUGCGCGCACCUCCGGCGCCGGCGGCUCCGCGCCGAGGCGUCCUGGUCGAAGCUCGGCCUGGCGCUGGCGACGCCGCCGUCCCCGGCGCGCGACGCCGCCGCGUCGUCGUCACGCGAGGCGUUCGCCGGCACGCCGCCCUUCUACUACGCGCACGGCGUCCUGCACGCGCCCAGCACCAAGGACCUCCUCGUCGCCAUCCCCAGGCUGGAGGGCGCCGUGUGGCGGUGGUCGCCGCCGCCGCCGUCGCGCUCGGGCUCGUCGGGAGCCACCUCGGCGUGCGGCGACGCGUUCAUGUGCAUCUCCAACCCGGUGUACGACCGAGGGCAGACCGCGGCCGCCGGCGGUGGGGAGACGCCGCCGUUCGAGACGCCGGGCUCGUCGCCGUACGGGGUCACGGAGGAGGAGGCGUGCGCGUACGACGAGAAGGAUGCCGGCGGGUUCUCGCCGCCGCUGUCGGCUAUGAGGAAGCUCCCGCCGUUGGGCGUCCUGGCCGCGUACCCCCCGCCGGCGCUGAGCUUCGCCGAUGGCGGGCCGUCGCCGCAGGCAACGGUGGGCGACACCAACCGGGCCUCCUCCUCCUCAUCGUCCGCCCACUUUUUCUCUUAUUGGUCGUCGAAGUAAGAGAUCACUUGUACCGUGCGCGAAUGUAGUAAAGCUCUGCAGCUCGAUCCCAUUCAUCAAUCAUCA
Messenger RNA from Zea mays, 1111 nucleotides. RefSeq lists its product as uncharacterized. The record is from RefSeq and is a predicted model, not a curated record. The transcript has a single exon. The coding region runs from base 317 to 1045 and encodes 242 amino acids. Lineage: Eukaryota; Viridiplantae; Streptophyta; Magnoliopsida; Poales; Poaceae.